This is a messenger RNA of Closterium sp. NIES-65, 1662 nucleotides long. The record is from the annotation of a GenBank genome assembly. Lineage: Eukaryota; Viridiplantae; Streptophyta; Zygnematophyceae; Desmidiales; Closteriaceae.
AUGCGUUGCCGUCUGCCAUUCGCGCCCAUAAUCGCGCGCGUUCCCCCUUCAUCGUGCGCGCGUGCAGCGGACGACCGCGUGUGCGCGUGGGGGCGCGGGGAGGACGGGCAGCUAGGGUUGGGCAGCGCGGAGGAGCAGCUGGAGCCCACGGAGGUCGCGGCGCUGGCGGGGAAGCGCGUGUCGGCGCUGGCGUGCGGCGCGGAUCACACGACGGCGUACUCGGAGGACUCGCAGACGCUCUGGUCCUGGGGGUGGGGCGACUUUGGGCGGCUGGGGCACGGGCAUUCGAGCGACGUGUUUCUGCCGCACGCCGUGGCGUCGCUGUGCGGGCGACCCAUCAAGCACAUUGCGUGUGGCGACUGCCACUGCAUUGCGGUUGACGCCAAUGGCACCGCCUUCAGUUGGGGGCGCAAUCAGAACGGGCAGUUGGGGCUGGGCACGCUGGACGACGCGCUCGUGCCCACGCAGAUCACCGCGCUCGCUGGGGUGCCGCUGAGGAUGGUGGCAGCGGGCGCAGAGCACACAGCAGCGGCAGCGGAGGAUGGACGGCUGUACGGGUGGGGGUGGGGGCGCUACGGCAACCUGGGGCUGGGGGACCGCCUUGACAGGAAGCUGCCCGAGCAGGUCACCGCCAUUGAGUCAGAGCGCAUAGCACAGGUGGCGUGUGGGUGGCGGCACACGAUAGCAGUGAACGGGGAGGGGCGGCUGUUGACGUUUGGGUGGAGCAAGUACGGGCAGCUGGGGCAUGGCGACUUCCAGGACCACCUCACGCCCUCGCCCGUUCCAGCCAUGCAGGACAAGCGGAUUGUGCAGGUGUCAGGAGGGUGGCGGCACUCCGUUGCUCUGGAUGCAGAUGGCGUGGUGUACGCGUGGGGGUGGAACAGAUUCGGGCAGGUGGGAGUGGGCAACUCGGAGGACCAGUGCUCGCCGCAGCGGAUAGAGAGCAUUUCCGAGCGGGUUGUGGCGGUGGCGUGUGGGUGGCGGCACACGGUGGUGUUGAGUGAGGGCGGCAACGUGUUCUCCUGGGGUCGAGCCACCAGUGGGCAGCUGGGCCACGGGGAUACCACCGACAGGAACCUGCCCAAGCGAGUGGAGGCGAUAAGCGCGGACGGUGACAGGUGUCGCCACAUCAGCGGGCCGGGCGGCAAGAAGGACGUGGCAGCAGCAGCUCAUGCGGAGGUUCCGGAUGCCGCGGCCACGUGGGUGUCUCCUGCCGAGCGCUAUGCCGUCGUGCCAGGGGAGAAGGUCUCUCAUGGUGACUGCUCACUCAGGUCUCUCAUGGUGACUGCUCACUCAGGUCUCUCAUGGUCUCGCAUGGUGAGUGCUCACUCAGGUCUCUCAUGGUCUCUCAUGGUGAUUGCUCACUCAGGUCUCUCAUGGUCUCUCAUGGUGAGUGCUCACUCAGGUCUCUCAUGGUCUCUCAUGGUGAGUGCUCACUCAGGUCUCUCAUGGUCUCUCAUGGUGAGUGCUCACUCAGGUCUCUCAUGGUCUCUCAUGGUGAGUGCUCACUCAGGUCUCUCAUGGUCUCUCAUGGUGAGUGCUCUCUCAGGUCUCUCAUGGUCUCUCAUGGUGACUGCUCACUCAGGUCUCUCAUGGUCUCUCAUGGCGGGAGAGGACGAUGCGAGUGUGCCGGAUGCUGAUGCCAAGCGACUCAAGUCGUGA